CAAAACAAGACAUUAAUGCUGAAUGCAUAAUAUAUCUCAUGCCUUUGCUCCGCUGUUACACACACAACAUAUCAUGGAAGCGAAAACAACAGAGUCUGAUGCCGAAACGGUGGUUUAUAGCCAAGAAUGGGUAUCAUCCCUGCCAAAAGACAAAGGCAUAGUUGGAGACUACACUUAUCAAUACCAAGGAUACUGGCACACUCCUUUAGGGUUGCAAGGGAUGAUCGACUGUCAACAACAUUUUCGGCCUCGAGAAAACGAUGUCUUCCUCGUAACUGCACCCAAAUCUGGCACCACCUGGAUGAAAGCCAUUCUCUAUGCUAUAGUUCACCGCCAAAAACAUCAUCCUCAAGAUGCUCAGCACCCUUUGCGACAAAAGACUCCUCAUCAGCUUGUCCCUUUCUUUGAAAUAACUAAGCCCUCCGAAUAUGAGUCUUUAUUUUUGGACGGUACAUGCAGGAUCUUUGGUUGCCAUUUUCCAAUAGGUUUUGAGGAGCUGGAAGAUGCAGUGAAGGUUGAUGAGAUUCUUGCCGAUAAAAAGUCUCUUUCUUAUCUAGUUGCUUUCUACCAAACAAUCGAAGCCAAUCUGAUGUGGGCUUCUAGUUCGUGGGCUUGUGGCCCAACGUCCAUUACAGAGGAGGAUGGUGGAUCAACUAAUAUCAAGAUUGUGUAUUUGUGCAGGGACAUCAAGGACAGUUUUGUUUCACUCUUUCACUUCUCCAACAAGGCCAAUCUUCGAUCUUCUCCUGUUUCUCUGGAAGAGGCAUUUCAUUUAUUCUGCAAAGGCACAAGUACGGGUGGUCCUAUCUGGGAUCAAAUCUUGGGAUAUUGGAAGGAGAGCCUGGAAAGACCAAACAAGGUGCUGUUUAUGAGGUAUGAAGAGUUGAAGUCUGAGCCUCAUGCACAAGUCACGCGUCUGGCGCAGUUUCUGGGGAGACCCUUCUCACCAGAGGAGGAGAAUAUGGAAAUGGUUGAUCAGAUCACGAGUUUGUGUAGUUUUGGUAACAUGAGCAAAACUGCAGGUUAAUAACACAAGACAUUUGGUGCCUGGAUUAAGCAAUGGUUCAUUUUUUCGGAAUGGUCAAGUUGGAGGGGGAAACAAGUGUCUCACUGCAGAGAUGGCUGCUAAGUUGGAUCAGAUUACCCAGGAAAAGUUCAGCGGUUCAGGAUUGAUUCUUUAAUAUAUAAUCAUCUCGACAUAUCCAAUUUAAAUAAGUGUGUCCGUUGCUUCUACCAUUUAUGUUCUUGUUGGCUUGUUUGUGAUCGUUUGUCCUUGAAAAAGUAUGAGUCUGAGAUGAGUAAUCCUAAUCAUCAUUUAUAAUAUGCAUUUUGCUUUGCGAUUGUGUUUCAACGUGGUGUACGAUUUUAAUAAAUUAAUAAAACUUUAUGAAUUUUAGUAUAUUAUAUUUGAUUUAGA
Molecule: messenger RNA, 1417 nt
Organism: Daucus carota subsp. sativus
Lineage: Eukaryota; Viridiplantae; Streptophyta; Magnoliopsida; Apiales; Apiaceae
Product: cytosolic sulfotransferase 13-like
Exons: 3
Coding region: 23-1027 (334 amino acids)
Biological process (GO): sulfation
Cellular component (GO): cytoplasm
Molecular function (GO): sulfotransferase activity
Source: RefSeq, a predicted model, not a curated record